UUGGGCCAAGCCGAAGACCACUAUAUAGCCCAACCUUCCUUCAAAAAACUUGUUUGGCUAUUAUAUCUCAUAGCACCUCGGCAUUAUAGGCUUAUCGCUACCAGUCAAUAUAUCCCUCUUCUAAACCUACCUAUUGUCAUUUGCCCAUACCCAUAGGGAGGGUUAAACUCGAGCCAAAUCAAAACAAGAGUUAAUUCAAGCUUACUCAAAUCUAAAAUUGGUAAACAAUAAUGUUGAAGAAGGAGAACAGUCACUAGAAAAGAUGAAGAAUCAAAUGUAUAUGAGAUUAGAUAUCACACGUAGAGUUGUUUUCUACUGAAAAAUAAAAGUCUUCAGUAUCCAAUCAGCAGCUGUCUUCUUCAUCUCAGUCCACACGAAGUUCAGUUGUUUUUGAAUGUAAAGUAACAGUCUCCAUUGUUUGACUUAUAAAACCCAUUGACUGGUCACUACUACCUAAUUUUCAGUUUCGUUUUCGUUGAUUAUUAGGUCACUCCACGUGCAAAACAAAAUAUGUCAUCCACUUAGUUGGCAGUCCAAUACAUAAAAUCCAUUACGUUUUGUUUUCAAAAUCAAAUCCAACUGCAACAAAACUUUCUAUUGUUUUUUUUUUUUGGGGGGGGGCAAAGCUAUGGAGCUUCCUGAAGCUGGAAAUGUCAGUAGGAUUUUCCUUUUGAGUGUCUUUCUUGUACUGGUUUUCUCUCACAUUGCGGCCUCUCAAACCAUUGUGGAGAGUCUUCCAGGACUUCCUGGGAAGCUUCCCUUCAAGCUAGAAACUGGAUAUGUUGGAGUAGGAGAGAUGGACGAAGUGCAGUUUUUCUACUACUACUUUGAGUCUGAGAGAGACCCGCAGUUUGACCCUCUUCUGCUCUGGCUUACAGGUGGACCUGGUUGUUCUGGCUUUUCUGCCAUUGCUUUUGAAAUUGGUCCAGUUGGCAUUAAUACUACAAGUUUUAAUGGAGGUUUACCAAGUCUUACGCUGAACCCAUAUUCAUGGACAAAGGUGGCCAGCAUAAUAUUCAUAGAUGCACCAGUCGGAACUGGAUUUUCGUAUUCAACUACUGUUGAAGGUGCCAAUAGUUCUGACACUAUAAAUGCUGCCCAGAUAUACGCUUUCUUAAGAAAGUGGAUGUAUCAGCAUCCCCAAUUCAUUGGACAUCAAACCUACAUUGGUGGUGAUUCAUAUUCCGGCAUAAUCGUUCCUAUUGUGGUGACAAAUAUACUCGAAGGUCUUGAAGCUGGCCUGAAUCCGCAUAUUGAUCUCCAGGGAUACAUAAUGGGAAAUCCGGUUACAGAUGAAUACCAUGAUGUGAAUGAAAGGGUACCAUACCUUCACAGGGUGUCGAUUAUAUCGGACGCCUACUAUGAGGCAGCGAAAUUGCAGUGUCACGGUGACUAUGUCAACAUAGAUUAUAACAAUACAUUAUGUGUCACAGCAAUACAAAAUAUUAAAGAGUGUUAUCUGCAAAUAAAGGUCACACAAAUCCUGGAGCCUCAAUGUGCUAUCACAAAACCGAAGGAACCACAAUGGGAUGUGAGAUCUCAGGAAGCAAACACCCAGGACUACCUUGACGCAAACAAGCUUCCUGAAUUGAAAUGCAGGGAAUUCGGGUAUGCACUCUCCUAUAAAUAUAUGAAUGAUAAAUCCGUCCAAAAAGCUCUUAAUGUUCGAGAGGGAACUGUAAAGAAUUGGGCCAGGUGCCUGAAAGUCUUCCCAACCUACACAGAAAACAUUAAUAGCACUGUUGACUAUCACAAAAAUCUUUCAAACACUGGUAUGCGAGCUCUCAUAUACAGUGGAGAUCAGGACUGUUCCAUUUCAUACUUGGCUACGCUAACAUGGAUUAGGCUUCUUGAUGUUCCCGUUUUUGAUGAAUGGCGACCUUGGUAUGUUGAUGGCCAAGUCGCAGGAUACCAAACAAAGUAUAUGAAUGAUCACUACCGGUUGACAUAUGUGACUCUAAAAGGUGCAGGUCAUACGGCUCCAGAGUUCAAGCCAAAACAAGCUCUGGCAAUGGUUGACAGGUUUUUCGCUCGUUAUCCUAUUUAAUUCAUUAUGGCGACUCGCAAUUCCAUUGGAGAUAGAAAUUCAAGUUUGCAGAGCCUAUUCAGAAUAAGUUCUUAUAAAUUAUUAAUGUAAUCAGGGCUUUCUGUAAAAUGUGAACUCCAUUAAUUUUCUAAGAAGAAAAAUUAGAUUCAGUACAAGUCUCUGCUUGUUAAAGCAUAAUAUAAAUUUGGCCUUCACAUUUGCUGGUUCA
Messenger RNA from Mangifera indica (mango), 2255 nucleotides. RefSeq names its product serine carboxypeptidase-like 13. The coding region runs from base 629 to 2047 and encodes 472 amino acids. Gene Ontology annotation, biological process: proteolysis; secondary metabolic process. NCBI's taxonomy places the organism in Eukaryota, Viridiplantae, Streptophyta, Magnoliopsida, Sapindales, Anacardiaceae. Gene Ontology annotation, molecular function: serine-type carboxypeptidase activity; acyltransferase activity, transferring groups other than amino-acyl groups. The transcript has 14 exons. The record is from RefSeq and is a predicted model, not a curated record.